Molecule: messenger RNA, 2127 nt
Organism: Nerophis lumbriciformis (worm pipefish)
Lineage: Eukaryota; Metazoa; Chordata; Actinopteri; Syngnathiformes; Syngnathidae
Gene: cdk5r2b
Product: cyclin dependent kinase 5, regulatory subunit 2b (p39)
Biological process (GO): brain development; axon guidance
Cellular component (GO): protein kinase 5 complex; growth cone; cytoplasm
Molecular function (GO): cyclin-dependent protein serine/threonine kinase activator activity; protein kinase binding
Source: RefSeq, a predicted model, not a curated record
UGCGCCAGCAUCAGUGUGCGCGCUCGUCCUCGGUGCUCCGUUUUGGAAUAUAGACCUUGAAUUCCACACGUUGAUGGAUUUAAUCGCUUCAUCGUGACCUCCUCCCGAGCCCGAUCGUCUCUCUCGUUUUUGCAGCAGAAAAGCCCCAUCACACCUCCGCAGACAUGGGCACCGUCCUCUCCAUAUCCCCCGCCACCAAGAAGACGAUGGACGCCGACGUCGCGGUUGACAGCAAAGGCGACAAAAGCCUCAAGCGGCCCUCCAUGUUCGUGUCGCUUUCCUGGAGGAAGCUGGUGUCCGGCUCGGCGAAGAAGAGCGCCAAGAAGGUGACCCCUAACCCGCUGCCCAAUCCGGUGGCGCAGCGCAACAGCGAGAACCUGCGGAAAACGGAAGAACGGAAACAGCGGGCCCCCAUCCCGGUCCCGGUGCCCACCGUCCCGACGCAGAAGAAAGACACCCAAGGCAAGAGCGCGUCGCCGGGGAAGAAGCCAAGCAGCCCGACCUUAGUGUCCCCCCGGCGGAUAGUGAUCCAGGCGUCCACCGGGGAGCUCCUCCGGUGUUUGGGGGACUUCGUGUGCCGCAGGUGUUACAAGCUGAAGGACUUAAACAGCGGGGAUGUCAUCCUCUGGUUUCGGAACAUCGACCGGACUCUCUUGCUGCAAGGCUGGCAGGACCAGGGCUUCAUCACGCCCGCCAACGUGGUCUUCGUCUACCUGCUCUGCGACGCCACCCUCCGGGACGACGUGGACAGCGCCGCGGAGCUUCAAGGCGCCUUCCAGACGUGCCUGUACCUGGCCUACUCCUACAUGGGCAACGAGAUCUCCUACCCGCUCAAGCCCUUCAUGAUCGAGUCCAACAAGGACGUGUUCUGGGAGACCUCCCUGGGCAUCAUCGAGCGGCUGAGCGGCAAAAUGCUGCAGCUGAACGCGGACCCGCACUUUUUCACGGAGGUCUUCCAAGACCUGAAAGGCCAGCGGGAUAGCGGCGAGGCGAACCUGGACCGCUGAUAUGGACGCUGGACCACUUAUCAUCCAAGCAUCACUGAACGGCGGCUUUGAAUGUAAACAAAAAAAAGGCCAGAAUAGAUCCGAUGACGUCACGCUGCGUCGUGUUUAGAAUACAGGUGUGACUCAUGCAUGUCAUCUACGGUUUUGUUGUCCUCAUUUUGGAUUAAAUUGACCUCUAUUAAUUAAUGCAUGCGGGCCAGAAUAGAACCGUUUAACAGGUGGAGCUGUCCAAGGUGCUGACCCGUCCCCUUUGCUAUUUGUGUCCUCAUCAGAGGUCUCAGAGCCUAAUCCUUCAAAGUAGAGCUAAUAUUGCCCAGUGUACUUACACAAUCAUUCCCAGCUUGUCAUUUAGGAGGACCAUACACGCCCUUAGAACAGUGUUUUUCAACCUUUUCUGAGCCAAGGCACAUUUUGUUUCCAUUGAAAAAAAAUCCAGAGGCACACCACCAGCAGAAAGCACUAAAACAAUUAAACACAGCAGCCGGUAUUGACAGUAAAACGUUUAGUAUGGGGAACAUAUUAUAAUUAGCAAAGACUUAAAUUAGAGUUAUUUGGACACUAGGGGAACAUUUAAGGGUUAGGGUUAUUAAUAAGCAAUAAUUCUGAGGUUAAUGAGGGAAGACUCUUAGUUAAUGGCUAACUGGUUGUAUAGUAAAGCCAUACAGAAUAAAGCAUUAAUAAAUACUUAAUAAUGACUAAUUAAGAGCCAAUAUGUUACUAUUUUGGAUGUUAAUAAGCAACUAAUUAAUGGUGAAUAUGUUCCCAAUACUAAAGUGUUACCAAAACUCGUUCUAGCAAUUGUUGGAUAUGAAUUCAAACCAUAACCAAUUAUGCAUCACUAUAGCUCUUGUUUUCAAGUAGAUGUACUGUCACGACCUGUCACAUCACUCCGUGACUUAUUUUGAGUUUAUUGGUGUUUGCCUGUGUAUCGUGUUUUAGUUUUUGUCUUGCGCUCCUACUUUGGUGUUGAUUAUCAUGGCAUGUACGGAUGUACUUUGUGGACGCCGUCUGCUCCACACGCUGUAAGUCUUUGCUGUCGUCCAGCAUUCUGUUUUUGUUUACUUUGCAGCCGGUUAAAGUUAAAAAAAAGUUAAAGUUCCAAUGAUUGUCGCACACACAU